GAAAAAGUUCGAUUCUGAAACGGAACAGUUUACUGAUGCUCAUCAACCAUUAAAGAAGUGCCAGUGCACAUCUUAGUGUCGCAGUGUGUUGAACGCCUUUUGAGAAAGGACGAUAAAUCAAUGCAACAAGUAGUCAACUAAUCUGGCGAAAGAAGCAGCCAGUGACAGCAUUGGCACCGUUGCGUUUGCCAUUUCUGAGGGCACUACACCAGUGCGACAUUACCUGCAGUGUCGCGGCUCUUUAAAUUUGAGGCUCAUUGCGGGACAGUAAAGAUGAGUAUGGAGACAAAUGAACUACAAGAAGACACAUAUAAUGCAACAGAACUAAAGAGCAUGCCACAUGACAAAAAUGUUAAUCAAGGAGUUAAACUUACAGACAGUCAUGGGGUAAAUCAUAUUGUCCAACUACACUCUGACGAGGAACAAUCAAAUGUAGAUGAGGGGACCAGCAGAAAUAUGCCCAAUAAAAAUAUUGAGGAAACAGUUCAGGUCAGUGCCUUUGCAGGAUUAUUAAUACUGGCCGAGUUGGCGACAUCAUUAUUACCAUCGCUUGUUGCACAUGUGGCAACAGGUCAGGAUGCAGUUCAGUCACCACAUCACUCCAGCAUACACUGUUCACCUCUAUAUGAGGACAACAGAAAAUCUGAAUCAAAGAAAAAAACUGAAGAAAAAAACAAUGCAAAUAUUUUUGCAAACCUCUUAAUUUUAGCAGAGUUGGCAGCAUCAUUAACACAUGUACAAAGCCCUAUUGAGCUAGUGGAACCAGAAGACAUCACAACAGAAAUGUCACCAUAUGGAAAUGAUAGUGACCUGGAAUGUGACUAUGUAAUGCUAUAUGAAGAGAUUGUGGAAACAGAAGUAGACACCUCAGCAGUCAAUCCAUUGCAAAGUGAUAGUGACAGUGAACCUGUAGAAUUUGUUAGAUCAGUGGAGGGUACACUAGUAAUAAGUAUAACACAAGAUGAUUCUGAUACGGAAUUUGAAGAGUGAGCACAUUGUUUGGAGUUUGCAGGACCAGAAGAGGAUAUACCAGCUAUGACUUCCACACAAGAUUAUGGUGGUGUAGAAUUUAAAGAGUAAUCACAAUUUUUAACAUUUGUCGUACCAGAUGAGGAUAAACUAAUUUGACUCGCCCAAAAGAUAAUGAUGAUAUGGAGUUUUAACUACUGAUUUAAUGUGUUACUGAAUGCAAGAUAUGAAUGACUGUUUAUGACUUUC
Messenger RNA from Schistocerca serialis cubense, 1218 nucleotides. RefSeq lists its product as uncharacterized. Lineage: Eukaryota; Metazoa; Arthropoda; Insecta; Orthoptera; Acrididae. Bases 274 to 990 code for a protein of 238 amino acids. The record is from RefSeq and is a predicted model, not a curated record. The transcript is spliced from 3 exons.